GUGUAGUUUCGGCUAGUAAGAUGCUGUCGCCAUACAUCAGCGACAGGCGCCUGUGAAAGAGCAUCAGGAUAGAAAAGCAAAGGAACCGGUGCAAGAGACAACGGGAAGCCUUUUUUAAAAAAUAAAUUGUUGCAUUGCGACCUUUUUGGAUUUAAAACACAGUAGCAGUGGAGCCUCAGUCCCUGAGCAGACACUUUAGUAGCAACAGUUCUGGGAAGAGGAACCAGGAACCCCGGGCAAUAUUGGUGUUGGGCUGUGAAGGUGCGAGUGACCUGAAAGCUUCCGUGACAACGUCCAGAUAUGUGCUGUGAUUGGAAGGCUGACGUUGGGAAGGGGCGGCUCGACUCAUUGAUAGCUAGCUAAACAGCUAGCCUCCUGGUGCUUCAGCCUCCUGGUGCUUCAGCCGAAUGAGCCUCAGGUCGCGCUGCAGAGUCCUCUCUAACAACAAGCCAGAUGUAAGUGGGGAUGACGGUGAGCAGAUAACCUCUACUUUUUGACAUUUCUUCAGCCCAAGUGGACCCACCUUCCCUUUUUCUGAAAGCCGAGUCCUUUUACCUCUCAUUCAAUGAGCUCUUCAGGAUGUCAUGGAUUGCAGGAACUCCAGAAAAACAUCAUGCAAGUUUGUUUUAACUUGACCUUCUGUCCUCCUGAUACACUCCUGACAAAUAAUAAAAAAGAAUUAAAUGAAAAACCAUGUGAGCAGAAAUAUUAUCCCUGUUUGUGUAGUAUUGUAACUUUGAGUUGUUGAACUUCUCUUCUGUUGUCAUCAGAAAUUCCCUACCAACAUCAUCCAUUUUGUCUGGUUUGUAGGCCAUGGUUCGCAAGAAAAGUUCUUUCAUAUUAUGUGGUGCUUUCCUGUUUGUUGCCUGGAAUGCUUUGCUUCUGCUUUAUCUUUGGGGUCGACCUCCUAUUGGCCAUCUUGGAGAUGAUGGAGGAGUCGAACCAGGGGGAAAGAAGGAAUGGGGUGCUGGAAGGGGUAAAAUGGGUCAAAUCAACCUUGCAGAAGAGAUGAUUCGGCUGGCAGAAGAAGUUGAAGUUCAUCUUGAUACCCAGAAAAAGCUACUAAAGCAGAUUGAAAUUCACAGAGAAGUGUGGGCUCGGCAGAAGGAUCUUGGGAAAAGGGAAACUGGUUCUAAUGUCAAAGAAGCAGGAGACCAACUGCAGCCUCAGAAAACUCUAAGACCUCUCAGAAACAGUUUGGAUGCUGGGGACCAAACUAAUACUCAGAGACCUGUUCAUAAGGUAGCACCAAGCUUACCUUUAGAAGAACCUAGUGAAAAAAUCAGAAACAUUAAAGUGACAACUCCCAUUCCCAGCCCAGAAUUCAUUAUUCCCAUCCUGGUUAUUGCUUGUGACAGAGUCACAGUGAAGCGGAGCCUUGACCGACUCAUAUCUUACCGUCCUUCCGCAGAACUAUAUCCAAUCAUUGUUAGUCAAGACUGUGGCCAUGCAGACACAGGUCGUGUGAUUGGUUCAUAUGGAGAUCAAGUGACGCAUAUAAAACAGCCAGACCUUGCUGACAUCAAGGUCAGGCCAGAGCACAGGAAGUUCCAGGGCUACUACAAAAUCGCCAGACAUUAUCGAUGGGCACUUAACCAAGUGUUCAACACCUUUUCCCAGCCCACAGUGGUCAUAGUGGAGGAUGACUUAGAGGUGGCACCAGACUUUUUUGAAUAUUUCCGGGCCCUGUAUCCCAUUUUACGCUCUGAUCCCACCCUAUGGUGUGUUUCGGCUUGGAAUGAUAAUGGCAGGGAUGCUUUGGUUGAUCCUUCCAAAGCCGAGCUCCUUUACAGAACAGACUUCUUUCCUGGUCUGGGCUGGAUGCUGCUGAAGGAGUUGUGGGAUGAACUAGAACCAAAAUGGCCUUCAGCCUUCUGGGAUGACUGGAUGCGUCAACCUGAACAGCGCAAAAACCGCUCCUGUAUAAGACCGGAAAUCUCCAGAACUAUUACCUUUGGCAGGAAAGGGGUCAGUUUAGGUCAAUUCUUUGACCAAUACCUGCGCUAUAUUAGGCUCAACACUGAGUUUGUGCCUUUCACCAAACAGGAUCUGUCUUUUUUGCUAAAACAGAAGUAUGAUGAAAUCUUUGUUCAAGAGGUUUAUAGUGCCACCUUGGUGAAGAUUGAAGAUCUUCAGCACGGGGGUAAUUUAAAAGGACCUGGACCGUACAGGGUGCAGUACUCCAGCAGAGAUAGUUUUAAAGUCUUUGCUCGAAAUUUGGGGGUGAUGGAUGACUUAAAAUCUGGAGUUCCUCGCACAGGUUACAGAGGGAUAGUCAGCUUCUUACACCGUGGCCGAAGGGUCUUCUUGGCCCCACCAGAGGGCUGGACACAGUAUGACAUCAGCUGGAGCUGAGAGUCGCCCAAAGUGUACAGUGAAUUUUAUUAAAGACUAAUGCUCUCUGAGACCAAAGAAUAUUUGACACAUUGAGGGCAACACAAGUGGGACUGCUCAUCAAUGAAAUAAGAUAGUGGUGAUCCUUUUCAACAAAGGAUUACCUAAAGGUGUCCCCUAAAGGAAAGCCUUUAGGGGAAAAAACUAAACUGGUUUAAAAACACUUACUGGCAAUGUGCCUUGUUUUUUGGACCCUGGUUGUUCUUGGGUUCAGUUCUAAAUGAGAACUUCAGCAGGACUUACCAAUAUUAUUUGCAGUAGUUGCAGGUAGAAGGAAGAACUCAGUGCAAAUAAUUCUUAAUGUGGGAAGAGACACGAGAGAAACUCAAAUGUCAGCAUUUGGAAAACGAAAAUAUCUGAAAUGACUUCUAUUUUCUUCAUUUUUGCUCUUGAAAGAAUGAUCCAAUUCAGACUCUGUUACUUUGGGAGUCCUUGACACUAACUCUAAUUGUAUUUUUAUUUUUUUUAAUUUAAAAUCAAAUGGAAUAACUGCAAGGUUUUAGGUUAUAAAAAAAUAAAUCAAUGUUGAGCAAGGCUAUUUUUCCUUUUGAAGUCCACUAGUUUACACUACUUAUACCCAGACAUAAAGAAAUGUGCUGAAGAAGUAGUAACACUAGCAGCAGUAAAUUGGGACUAAAAAUACUCAACAGGCCUACAUUGCACUCUUCUGGAAUUCUGCAGAUAAAGGAAGAAGUACUUUGAAAUGUGACUAUUGAUGAAUAUGUCUGACCAAAAUUGUGUUAAUUUUCCCAGACUCCAGUAUGAAAACAACACUGUAAUAUAAAGUAUCUGAUCCUAUUUCAGGCCUACAUGUUCACAUGUUGAGUUAGUGAGUAGUUCCAAAUCUGAAGACCUAUUUUUCAAGUGGACAUUGUCUCAGCCUGUUUCUACAGGAGACUGCUAAUAACCCCUUCAUUCAAAUCAGGUAUGUUGAAGCAGGAAAAAAUCUGAAAGUUCCAGGACCAGGAGUCUUGCCAGCAGCCCCUGAGAAUCAGCCCUGAUUCUUAGCACAAACUCCCAAACAUUUAUCAAAUGUUUUCCUGCUUCAACAAGCAUGAUUUUAGUUGGUGAUGGAUUAGUUGGAGACUUCUUUAAGAUUUGAUGACAAGCUUGUUUUAAUAUGUUUGUGUUGGAGCUGGGGAACUUCAAAAACACCAAGGACACUAAUGCGGUUACCUAAGCAGUAGUGUUGAGAACUACUGGAAUGGAUACUUAUGCCAUAAAAAUUACAAGGAUUUCAUUUUUUUUAAAAAUGUAUUUUACUCGACCAGCAGCAACUAAAAGGAUGUUCUUGAUGCGGUGAUAAUCUAUUUCAAAUCAUUGAAAUGGAUAAUUAGGAAUUAUUUGUUGAAAUGAAAUACCAUAUUAGAUCAGGAGUGUGUCACUGGAUGAAUAAAUAAAAUGAGGUGCUGGAAAUAGGUUUUAAAGAGGAUGUCUUGAAUUAAUUAUUUAAAACUGCACGAGACUCGACCGAGCUGGAUCAGAUCAUCCUGUUCAUGUACAUCCUGAAAUGAGAUGAAUUUUUACAAUGACAUCUAAACUCUGGUUUUUGGUGUUUUAGGUUCCAUGUAAAUCCAACAAAUGUUUGUCUUGCAGCAAACUGGAGAUUAUUAUCACUGUACUGUAAUUAACUUUGGGUUAUUAGAAUACCAUUUCUGUACGGUGAUGUGAAAAACCACUGCCGGAACUGUUUAUAACUUUAUUACAGAAUAAAUUAAAUCAAAUAUUUUUAUAUUUGUGUACUUACUGAAGACGUCUCAUCUAAUUAAUAUUACUGAACUUAAUGUUGUGUUCUUAUAUUCAUUUGUUGUCACAGUGAAAAAAACAAAAGAUCAGACUGAUAUAUUCCACAUAAAUACAGAUGACCAAAAGCUUAUUUUCUUGCAGUCAGAGCAAAAGUAACAGGAUGGACUUCAUCUGAUACAAAAAGCAUUUGAUCUGUAAAUAGAUAGAUAGAUAGGUAGAAAGAUAACGUGCUCAUAAGUUUACACACCCUGCCAAAAUGUAUAAUAACUUGAAUUUUGUCUGUUCAGCUGGAGGACGUUAUGGCACAUCCACGCAUUUAUCUGUUCUAAGCAUCUGUUCAGUGUUUGAUUAUUUUCUGUCACCUAGUGACAUAAUGUAGAGCUGUGAAUGACCUGCAUAGUUAUGGUAGCUAAUCUUAUUUCCUGUUAUAACUUGAUGAGUGAGAGCAUAUAGAUAUUAAAUAAUAAGUGUCCUAGGAUUGAGCUUUGUGGUACCCAAACAAAAGUCACCACAAGAUGACAUUUAUCAGGUGAUUUCUGUCUGCUUUGAUGAAACAAAGCAGACUUUGAAACAAAGAAAUCUCAGUUCUUUAUGUAAGACUCAAACCAGUUGAGUACUGGGCUGGAGCGUCCCACCCAACUCUCCAGUCAUUUCAGAAAUAUGUCGUGUCAAAAUCUGCACUCAGGUCCAACAGAACAUUAUAUUAAAUAAUGAUAAUGGAGGAAGUGGCUUGAGGUCAAAGACAGAAAUUCAGAUGAUUGAAUUUCUUUCAAUCAUUUUCUUCAAUCAUUAUUCAUCCAUUGAUAAUAAAUGGAUAGAGCCAUAAACUCUGUUUACUGUAUUUAUUCUUUUUAAAUCAUAAUAAUAACAGAAACUACACAAGUGACCCUGGUCAAAAGUUUACAUACCCCAGUUCUUCAUAACGUGUAUUGCUCCCUAUAACAUCAAUGUCAGUUUCCUGUGGUUGUUGUGGGUCAGGUUGUUUAUUUCCUCUUAAUGGUAAAACUGAUCCUUCCUUUUGACAAAUAGCUUCCAGUUUCUGUAAACUCCUGUGUUGCAUGAACUACAGUUCAGUUUUAUGGAUGCAGUGCUAAUUCACAACAAAUGUCAUCUAAUGCACUUUACAAAAGAAAAAUAAAAAAAUUCAAUUCAA
Molecule: messenger RNA, 5293 nt
Organism: Poeciliopsis prolifica (blackstripe livebearer)
Lineage: Eukaryota; Metazoa; Chordata; Actinopteri; Cyprinodontiformes; Poeciliidae
Gene: mgat1b
Product: alpha-1,3-mannosyl-glycoprotein 2-beta-N-acetylglucosaminyltransferase b
Exons: 3
Coding region: 814-2355 (513 amino acids)
Biological process (GO): protein N-linked glycosylation
Cellular component (GO): Golgi apparatus
Molecular function (GO): alpha-1,3-mannosylglycoprotein 2-beta-N-acetylglucosaminyltransferase activity
Source: RefSeq, a predicted model, not a curated record